AUGGUGCAAACCCAACAUGAUGUCAAAAUUGCAGUGAUUGGCGGCUCCGGUCUGUACAAUCUCGAAAACUUGGAAUUCGUCGAUGAAGUGAAUCCCGAAACUCCUUGGGGUUUCCCCAGUGACAAGAUCACCAUUGCCAAGUUACCGAGCGGUACCAAGAUCGCUUUCUUGGCUCGCCAUGGUCGUGGUCACUACUUGACUCCCACCGAGGUACCUGUCCGUGCCAAUAUUGCUGCCCUGAAACAUUUGGGUGUGGAAGCCAUUCUUGCCUUCUCAGCCGUCGGUUCGUUGCGUGAAGAGAUUCCUCCUUGCGACUUUGUCUUGCCCGAUCAACUCAUUGACCGCACACGUGGUCUUCGUCCGUCGACCUACUUUGGUGAAGGUUUAGUGGCUCAUGCCAACUUUGCCGAUCCUUUCCAUGCCGGUAUUGCCGAUAUUGUGUAUGAACAGCGUGAUCAGUUGGAUUUUGGCGCCAAGUUGCACCGUGGCAAGACCGCCGUCUGUAUGGAAGGUCCUGCUUUCUCCACCCGUGCCGAAUCUCACAUGUACCGUUCUUGGGGUGCCGAUAUCAUCAACAUGUCUGCUUUGCCCGAAGCCAAGUUGGCCCGUGAAGCUGAAAUUGCUUACCAAAUGGUCUGUAUGUCGACCGAUUACGAUUGUUGGCGCGUGGAGGAAGAAUCCGUCACGGUGGAAACCGUUAUGCAGAACAUGGUGAACAACGGUGCCAAUGCCAAGAAGUUAUUGUUGGCUGUCCUUCCUCAUCUUGAUCAAGCUGUCCGUGCUAGCACCUUGUUGCCCGAUUUGAAGGGUUCCAUGAAGUUCUCUGGCAUGACCGCCAAGGAAAAGAGAAACCCUGAAACCGUUCAGAAGCUCGAAUACAUCUUGCCCGGUUACUAUUCAUAA
Molecule: messenger RNA, 903 nt
Organism: Radiomyces spectabilis
Lineage: Eukaryota; Fungi; Mucoromycota; Mucoromycetes; Mucorales; Radiomycetaceae
Product: nucleoside phosphorylase domain-containing protein
Exons: 2
Coding region: 1-903 (300 amino acids)
Biological process (GO): nucleoside metabolic process
Cellular component (GO): cytosol
Molecular function (GO): S-methyl-5-thioadenosine phosphorylase activity
Source: RefSeq, a predicted model, not a curated record